This is a messenger RNA of Cydia strobilella, 4027 nucleotides long. RefSeq lists its product as uncharacterized. Gene Ontology annotation, molecular function: pigment binding. Lineage: Eukaryota; Metazoa; Arthropoda; Insecta; Lepidoptera; Tortricidae. Gene Ontology annotation, cellular component: cytoplasm. Gene Ontology annotation, biological process: lipid metabolic process; response to reactive oxygen species. The transcript is spliced from 22 exons. The coding region runs from base 28 to 3945 and encodes 1305 amino acids. The record is from RefSeq and is a predicted model, not a curated record.
AAAGAAUCGAUAAGCUAUUGUAUAAAAAUGAUAAACGGGGAGAUACACAACCAUUGUAGUGUUAGGUCUCGUGCCGUGAGUGGUGAUCAUAAGAUGCACAGAAUGAUUUUAUUGGUGGUUGGGUUGCUGGGGCUCGCUAGUGUGGGAAGUGCGCAAAUAGUGCAACAAGGACAAUGUAGUUCAAUAAGUUCGAUGCAAAACUUCGUUUUGAACUCGUUUACCGGAACAUGGUACGAAAUUGGCAAGUCUACGGCGUCGAAUGCCGACUGUUCUAACCUGGCGUUUACCGUCGGUACCGACAAUGCCAUUUCUUACUCCAACCCGUCGGUGGUGAACAACUUCCUGCAGACCUCAACUGGCACGGCCAUUCUUACUACUGGCACGGCCCAGUUUAGCAUAACGUUGACCGGUUCUACCACCCCAUUUGACUUCUGGGUACUCGGAUCUGACUAUAAUAACUACGCCAUUGCCAUAAACUGUGUUGAUAUUAACACAACACAAAGAGAAUUAAACAUUUGGCAACUGGGCCGAGCAGUUAACUCGUAUGACACCGCAGCAACCUUGACUGCGGCCAACACCUUGCUCGCAGCUAUCAGUCUCAGCGUGAGCGACCUGACAGCCAUCGACCAUUCCACGACAGCCUGCACUCAGCUGCCCGUGAUAGGGGCAAACCAGCCUGUGAUACUGGAUGGACAGUGUAACACUGCUUCUAUACCAGUCGUACAAAAUUUUAACGUAACCAGCUUCUCAGGCAUAUGGCACGAGACCUCGAGUUACUAUUCCGCCAACGCAGUUGGAACCUGCGCAAGGGCCGAAUACACGCUAAUAGGAACGACAGUCGACGUAGUGAACAGCCAAGUACUCAACCAGCGACUGGAAACAAUUACUGGAACUGCAACACUCAUCGGCACCGACCAAUCUGGAAGAUUAAACGUGAUUUUGAAUGUAGGAGGAGUGCAAGUUGAUCAAGAACUUCUAAUCCUGGAAACCGACUACACCACCUUCGCUGUAUCGUACUCUUGUAUUGAUAUAUCAACAACCCAGAAACAAGUUAACGCUUGGAUCUUAAGCAGAGAUCAACAACUAUCUGCUGAAUCACAAAUUGAAGUCAACACAGUGAUCGCCUCUCUUCUCGAUUUGAACACCGCGUAUUUCCAAGCUACCGACCAGAGUGCCAAUGGUUGUUUCUACUUCCCCGUUUACCAAUCAGGACAGCCUGUGGUUUUUCCUGGCACGUGUGACAACACUAUCGCUGCCGUUCCCAGCUUUAACCUAGCCACGUUCACCGGCACAUGGCAUGAAGUAGAAGCCUAUCCAAAAGAGCAACAGACCGGAACCUGCGUCAACCACGUAUUUAGCACAGGCAUUGGCAACUCCCUCAAUUUGGUUUCUAAUCAGGUUGUUGAUCGAACAUUAACUUCGUCUAGUGGCAGUGUUACUCUGGUCUCUACUGAUGGAAGUGGUAGACUCUCGCUCACUAUGACUGCUGACGGACAACUUAUCGAAUUCCCUUACUGGAUCCUGGCUACGGAUUACGAGAACUACGCUUUGGUCUACAGUUGUGUUCAACUGGAUACUGCUAUUGCAAGUAGAGCAGUGUACAGUUGGAAACUGAGCAGAAACCAAAUCCUGUCACAGGCCUCGGCCGAUCUUAUCACAACCGCUAUGAGUCUAGUUCAAGUACUGGAUGAACAGUACUUUGAAACUGUUGACCAAUCUGCUGACGGAUGUUUCGUCUACCCCGAUAUCGCUGCUGGCGAUCCUAUAAUUCUUGAAGGAGAGUGUGGAACUGUUACGCCAGUAGCAAACUUCCAAGCUAUACAAUUUACGGGAACAUGGUACGAGAUUGCCCGGUUCGCGUCUGCUCGCCAGAGCGGCAACUGUACCGCAAUCCAGUUCACAUCCACUACUCAGGAUACCUUCACGUUGACCCAGACCAUAGUCUACAACGAGCGACUGACUACAGUGUCAGGCACCGCCACCCUGGCUACUGACGGCAGUGGAACCUUGACUGCUACUCUUAGCGAUGGAGCUGGCCUUUCCUACACAACGACAUUGUAUAUCUUGGAUACCGACUACAAUGAAUUUGCUUUGAUGUAUGGCUGCGAAAACAUUGAAGGCACUAACAAUAGACAAAUCUACAGUUGGAAACUCAGCAAAUCGCAAUUAGGGUUCUCGCAGGCUGCCAAUGACAGAAUAUCUCAGGUGGUUACCGACACCUUAGACCUUUUAGAAAGAUAUUACCAGACUACUGGUCAAACUAGUUCGGACUGCUUCUAUUACCCGGUCUUUGAAGGGACCCCCGAGGCUAUUGUUUUGCCUGGCAACUGCCCCGCUGUCAGCGGUGUGGCCAGUUUCAACCCUACUAAUUAUCUUGGCCACUGGUACGAUGUCGCCAGAUAUCCCGUCGAAUCUCAGUUCGGCACCUGCCCGCGAGCAGAGUACUCCCUUGUUGAUGGCGUCGUUACCAUUCGGAACACAAUGGUUGCCAACGAAACUCUGAGGGUACAGAAUGCUAUCGGUCGCCUUUCAGCUUUGGGCACCGGACUCGUCACAAUCACAGUAGUGUUGGAAAACGGAGAGGAAUCUGUGCUGCCAACCUAUAUCCUUGGCACUGACUACACUACUUACUCCCUAGUUUACGCCUGUCGUAACCUAGGCGAUGGUACUAGUAGAGUGUACAGUUGGAAACUGAGCAGAACACCGGCCCUGACUGUUGAAGCAAAUGAUGCCAUCAACACCAUCAUCAGCAGCACGCAGGGUCUGCUCGGAGAUUAUUACCAGACCCAAACGCACACAGACCAGGACUGCUUCUACGUACCAGAACCAGUACCUGGAGAAUCUGUGUUGUUCCCUGGAGCCUGCGGAGAAGUAACCGGCAUGCAGGGAUUCGAAGCUUCUCGGUACCUAGGCUGGUGGCAUGAGAUCGAACGCUACCCCACUGAUAGCUCCCCGGGCCAGUGCACCAGCGCCACCUUCGAGCAAGCGAGCGACGGCUCCUACAACGUCAUCGAGGCCAGCGUUUACGAUAACGUGGCCAAUGAGACCACAAGCAGCGCCGUCAUUACUCAGAACGGACUCAUCACGAUCACUAGAGAUGGAGCCACUACUCAAUGGACUGUGCUCGGCACGGAUUACAACACGUAUUCGCUUGUCUAUUCUUGCGAGGAUAUGACGACUGAAUCGGGUACAUACCGGCGAGUAUGGAGCGCUAAACACAGCAAAGCUCGCGAACUAACUGCCGAAGCCACAGCUGCCAUGCAGCCCCUUAUUGAAGCCAACCCUGUCUUGCAAGAUCAGUUCUAUGAGGCCGUCAACCAAUCAGAUGCAGCCUGCUUCCACUAUAGGGACGACGCUAGUACGCAAGUCAUACUGUCUGGCCAAUGCGAUACCAGUAUCCCUGUGCAAGCAAACUUCGAUACAUCGCAAUUUGCAGGUACAUGGUAUCACAUUGAGAGAUACCCUUACACAGCCAAUAACGACGGCCAAUGCAUCGGAACUAGGUUAGAAGUUGAUGGUGAUAGCGUCUCAGUGCAGCACUGGGAAGUUCGCGACGAAACUCUUCAUGUUAGAGAAGGCACUGCUACUGUCAAUGAAGCUACGGUCACAAUCAGAUUACCUGCUGAAGGCAGUGAAGAAUCUGUGCCUGUGGAAGUCCUCAUUCUAACCACGGACUAUGAAGGAUAUGCUUUGGCAUAUACUUGCACUAAUAUCAAUUCCUUCCAGAGAACAGUCGGUGCGUUCAAGCUGAGUCGCACCCGCACACUAAACAACGAUGCCCGAUACGCCAUCAACACCUACAUGGCCACGAGGGAGGAGCUCCACCAACCCUACUUCAUCAGCAUCACACAACGCGAAGACUGCGAUGAACCCAGCUCCGCCCUUCUCGUCAAGAGCAGUAUUAUUGUCAUGCUAGUCUCCGUAUUCGUACAUUUAGUUAAAUAGACUAGCUUAGUCUUUUAAGUCGUAAUUUAUUUAUAAUUUAUAUUUAAUUGUUUUAAGAAGUAAACUAUUUGUUUAGAUCUCA